CGCCCUCUAGAGCAGCUGCACAGGAAGGUGCCGGGGUGCAGCGUGUUCUAGUGCUUUCCUUCAGCCCCCCAUCAGGCUUCCCGCAGGUGAGGGCGCAGCUUCUCCCUGGCUGAGGAGAGAGCUGGUGCUGGCCCGGGAAGUGCAUGGCAGAGCCCAUUAAAACUGCUGUUCUACCACGGGUUCCCUGGUGUGGCAAGUCACUUCGCCUUGUGCAGGUUAGUCAUUCGGACAGUUCAGAAAACUGGCGGCUCCAGUGGCCCCAGGCAAAAAGGAAACUGUAAAAUGAGGCACCUGGCGAUGUGUGGGACGUUCAGCUCAUGGCUGGAUAUCCUUAUGAUGGGCAAAAGUAGGAUUUGCAGCCAGUUCUGUAAAUAGUCUUAAGAACGUGUGCCCUGAGGAGAGAGGUAAGAGCUGCCACAUUGGUGCGUUUCAGUUGGGUGGAGGAAUCUACUGGUUCUUCCUUCAGAUCUCAUCCCUGAGCACUCCUCCUCAUGUUAUAUGUCCAGGUCAUGGUAGCACAGGGGAGGAAGAAAGGAUUAGGAGAUCUGUAACAUCUUUUCUUCUGUUCCAUCACAGUGUGCAUUUACGUCUCAGCCUUAAUUUGCCCUGAGAGAUGUACAGGUGUGGGCAGGCAUGGCUGGAAGAGAGUCCUUCUGUGGAGGUCAGGGGAGGAAGCCAGCCAUUGCCUUUGGGGUCUUUUGCCGUGUGUUUUUGUGCCUCCCUUCCUUCGCUGAAGGAAGGAGAUGAAACUUGUCUUCCUCAGAUAAAUUGAGGCCCCGCACUCUGAACUGAGGUUUGUUUCUUGGACACAGUCAUAAAACAUUAAGACCUCUUCAUUCAAGAAUGGGAACUAGAGCCUGGCACACAAGAGACCCUUUGGUUCAAACACCGGCACGAGCCUUUGCAGAGUCUCUCUUCAAAGGGACAGUAGCAGCAGCAUUUGGAUGCUCCUUUUUAGUGGCAACUAAACUCUGAACCCUGAGGUGUUGCUGAACAUCUCGGCCACCAUCUGCUUCUCUUUGCUUGUUCAAGACCCUGCUCUGCCUUUGUGUUUCAUGCAAAGAAGGCACUUCAUGGUAUGUGUGCUCAGACAACCCCAAAGACCACAUUGCUUCCAAUGGCCUUUUAACUCUUGGGCUUAUCAUUUUGACCACAGGUCACAUGAAUCAAAAGGAGCUCUGCAGGCCAUGGAACCUCUGCUUGUGUGUGAAAAUAAAAGAUGGUGCAGAGAGAGCUGGGAACCCUACUGGAUCAGGCAGCAGCAUGAAGCCUAGCAGUACUGACAUACAUCACAUACAGAACUGAGUGAGAAAGGGAUUGACAGAUGAAAUGUCACUACUGUACAUCAGAGACAGGCAAGCUUAGCUUUAGAAAACCCCCAAAGAUUUUAAAGCCAGAUAGUCAGGUUGUCUCUGAAAGGUCACUGCUGACUCUAGAGCUUUAGACUUGGCAUGUACAGCUAUUGUCUGUGAUCUAACUGUAAAUGUUCCAUCAUCUGGGUAGUAUCUGUGCACGACUGUAAUGCUUGAACAAGAAUGAAAACAUGUAGAACCAAUUCAGGAAAAAACAACAUUCAAAAAAGAUAGAAGGAAAGAAACUAUUAGUUCCUGUUCUGAUAAACACCAGGUAUCAGAUAACACAUAUGCUAACUGCCUGCCUGCCUGCCACCUUUGCCAGGCUUGGUGAUCCCUUGUGUACCUCCUGCCAGUUGUCUCAAUAUGACCUUUGGAGGUCCCUUCUCUAUUGCUGUGUUCAUGAUGCUCAGCAAAAGUCUGAUUAAUGUUUGUAUUUGGUAUUUAGGCAGUGCUAAUUAUUAAUACCUGUCUUUGAGCUUGAUGGGGAAAGGCUAUUUCCUCCAUCUGGAACAUUUGCACUGUCCUUGUCUUUUCUGAGAGCCAUGGUCUAGUCUAUUGCUACUGCUGUACUUCUGAAGAAUAUGGAGGAGGUAAGGUCUGCAGAGCAUGUUGCUGCAGCAUUGAAGUGCUUUGCCUAAUAACUUGUCUUUCAGUGUAAGACUGCAGAGUUCUGAAGAGGGUGAGAAAGUUUUGUAUGCUGCUGAGUGCACCGUGUUUUCUGUCCAAGGGCAGCACCCUGACCAGUAGCUGUAAACCGUCCCUGUGCUGCCCACAGCAUCAUGGUUAUGCUGAUUGGAAUUGCUGGUGAAAGGAAUCCUGACUUGGGUGACUGAACCCAAGAACCGUGGUGUCCAGGACUCUCUAUGGCCAGAUCAUAGAAUCAUAGAAUAGUUUGGUUUGGAAGGGACCUCAAAGAUCAUCCGGUUCCAACCUCCUGCUCUGGGCAGGGACACCUUCCCCCAGCCCGGGCUGCUCCCAGCCCCGUCCAGCCAGACCUUGGGCACUGCCAGGGAUGGGGCACCCACAGCUGCUCUGGGCAGCCUGGGCCAGUGCCUCACCACCCUCAGAGUGAAGAAUUUAUUCCUAAUAUCUAAUCUAAAUCGGUUCUAUUUCGUCUUAAAACCAUUACCCCUUGUUCUAUCGCUACACAUCCUCGUAAAAAGUCCUGGUAAGCUGGGCAGCAGCUGAGCUGGCCAUGAGUCUCUGUUUCCACUGUAGCGUGAGUGGUGCAGGCUCUGAGAAGUGUGAGGAGCCAUGCUGUGUGGGAAGAGGAGGGGAUCUCCUGUACAGCAGAAGUACAAAGUAAGAGGCUUUUAUUUUCCGAACCAUAACAGCUGGCCUUCUAGGGGCAUUAAUUAUGUGGGAAAAACUGACAGCAGAGAGGUGUCUUUUGCCCACUUGCAGCUAGUUUGGAUGUCAUCUUUUAAUAGAAUGGGUUCACCAAGCACAUUUAAGACUACGAGCAGCUUUGUGGCAUAUAUUUUUAAAACCAGAAGGCUCUGUUGUGUACCAAACUAAUCUGAUUGCUUCCAGUCCAUGACAGGAACACAAGCAGAUCCCUGAACAGACCAAAGACUAAGUGAAGAGUGCGUUGACUGACCUACUCUUUGAGAUCCAUAGAUUUAUCUUCAGGAAGAAAGCAUAGAACACACUGAAGGAAGAGCGAUGAUGUCUGGGAAGUUUAUUCAGGCUUCUUUGGCUGUGUUUUAAACUAAGGAAGUAACAGGGCAAGUGUCAAAUGCUGUAGGCAUGGCGUUUUCUAGAGACAGGUCUUCUCACAGGUCUGACUCGCCCUUGCCUUGACCUGUUCGUCAUCACAGGCAGCGUGGGAAAGAAUCCCUUUAAAAUUCCUUCUGCAUCGGAAUUCAUCCGUUCAGUUGGGAAUGAGGAACAGGAAGAGUGCAGCCACAAAAAGCACAGCGCCUUCCACAGCAUCAGGGGAAAGAGUACUUUUGCAGGGAAGUCCUGAUACAAGCCCCCUAGUGUGCUUUGGGGGUUGUAUAGCUCAAGACAUGACUGAACAGACAAGUGAAGUCAGUCACAUCAAGAUCCGAGCUUGCUUGCUGCUGGUGGUGUGCCUAUGGCAAUGGACACAGCAAACUCUGGCAACACCAUGCCAGGAUGGUGAACUGAGAAUAAUCAAUAAAUAUGAAAAGAAAUGCUGCCCCAAAUGUAGCUCAAGUAAAGGAGACAACAGCAUAUGCCAAAAUAUUGAGGACCAUGACUGCAGAUGUCGUCAGGGAUACAGCUGUAUCGAUAACACAUGUCUCUACUGCAAAAAACUUCCUGAAUGCGCAGAGGGCGAGGAGCUGGUUAAGCUCGGCAUUUUAGACUUCACAUUCAAAUGUAAACCAUGUGAGAUAGGAACCUAUUCCAAUGUUAAGAAUGGCUGGUGCCGUAACUGGACUGAUUGUGAAAGUUCUGGAUUUCUAACAAUCAAGCAAGGCAACAGUACACAUAAUGCAAUAUGUGGUUUCCCUGCUAAAGAUCUGGAGCAAGCUCCUGUUACAACUGACUCUCUCUAUACCACCAUCCUGGCUAUCCUUACCGCAGUGGCUGUAUUUGUUCUCAUCUUGCUGACCUUCUUCUUGCAUUUCUGCAUAUGGUCACUGAAGAAAGAAAAAUACCACAUGGCUGACGUGCUUUUGCUUAUUCUCACUGCAGAUCUGGAACAUAACUUCCCUAGGCUGCCGGGGGCUCCAGAACUGUCACACCUUGGAGAAGAGACUUACAGCUGCCAGUUUCCAGAAGAAGAACACGGAGACAAAACACCAGAAGAAAAGCCUUGCUACUCCCACCCUCAGAGCCAACAAUGAAAACAGAUAAAUUGCAAUGUGCUGUCAGAGCCGGGGAGCUGAGCUCAGCUUUUCAAAAAAAACCAGAAGGGAGGGGCUGGAUGCAUAAAGCAUCGUUACAGACGUAGCAACAAGGGAUGGGUUUGGGGGGAGUUUCGCUUUGUUUCUUCUCAACAAACUUAACAUUUAGAAAAAGAAAAUGUACCAAGUCUGGCUGACAUUUGGUUCAGCUGUCUGGCACUAUUGCAAGUUUCCUGACCUUUUUUUCCUGUCUCUCUCUCUUUUUUUUCCUCACUGAUGCUCUUUUCAACUGUGUUUGGGACCAGGGACCCUUCCUGUCAUUAUUCCCCUCUGCAUCUGCUGCACGUCUCUGUGGUGAAGGAUGGCAUCCCACUGUCAUCCUUUUGGUGCAUGGGAAAGGCAGAGGUACCGGUAGGGCUCUCACAGCUUCCACAAGCUAUCGUGUUCCCAGGAUGUGUCCUCACGCUCAUUAAGGGGAUGAGGCAUUGUGCCUAGCCACCCUACCUGCUGCUGAGCAGACAGGACUUCUCACUCCUGCCAAAUUGCCCUCUUUGUUGCGCAGCAAAGGGCCAGGGCUCUCCAUCAUUCAUACCGUCCUCUCCAGUCCCAACAGAAGGUGUUGGUUAGGCCGGUCUCAGUGCACAGAGGUGCCGGUGUGGGUGCCACCGGCCCAUCAUUUGUGCUUGCAGACAUGUUUCUGUGCAUGUUCUGUGACCCUCUCAUCCCCUCCAGGGAAACCAGGGGAAGAAGGGAGUAACAUCUCUCUCCUUCUCUUCUGUAACUCAGCAAUCCUUGGUACCUGGAGUACUAGAAUACAAAAGGGAGACUUCUGAAAGGCUCAGAUGUGGAUCAUGCUGCCAAGAGAAAAUCCUUGGGUUUUGUGCUUUCUUCUCACCUGGUUUAUAUGGCAGAAAAAGAUAGUAGAAAGCAGAGAAAAGCCCUGCAUUUGUUCUUGAUGCUUUUUUCUCCACCCCAGAAGAAG
Messenger RNA from Falco peregrinus (peregrine falcon), 5153 nucleotides. It is a transcript of the gene TNFRSF18, whose product is annotated as TNF receptor superfamily member 18. Gene Ontology annotation, molecular function: tumor necrosis factor receptor activity. The record is from RefSeq and is a predicted model, not a curated record. The coding region runs from base 3239 to 4171 and encodes 310 amino acids. Gene Ontology annotation, cellular component: plasma membrane; external side of plasma membrane. Gene Ontology annotation, biological process: negative regulation of apoptotic process; positive regulation of cell adhesion. NCBI's taxonomy places the organism in Eukaryota, Metazoa, Chordata, Aves, Falconiformes, Falconidae. The transcript has 10 exons.